AUGGCUGAAAUCCCAAGAAGUGUGUUGAAUAAACUUAUCUUUUUCACUGGAGGAAUGAUUAUAUUUCCCAUCACAUCAUUUUUCAUUAUUCAGUAUUUGUUCAAUAAUACUUUAGUCAGUGGAGGUAUUGCUGCGUUGGUUGCUAAUGUGGUGUUGAUAGGGUUUAUAGUGGUUGCGUUUAAUGAGGAGUUACCUAUGGAUGAGAAGAAGGAGCAGUAG
Yamadazyma jaroonii is the source of this 219-nucleotide messenger RNA. The record is from the annotation of a GenBank genome assembly. Lineage: Eukaryota; Fungi; Ascomycota; Pichiomycetes; Serinales; Debaryomycetaceae.